GCUAUCUGCCUCUUUAAGAGCAAUUUCCUCCUAUUGUCAAAUAGUCGUGAGCAGGAAGAGGGAAACGAAACCAGAAACCGAGGGGGCAGGGCCAUUUAAAAAUACCUGAUGUAGUCUACAAUAACGGGGACAGCUUUUCCUUUCUCAGAAGGACGCAACGCAGGGGAUCACAAGGAAGGGAUGUAAAGCGCGCCUCUAACCAGCCUUGUGGUAACUGCCUUUCCGAGUGGAUAGACUCCUCGCCACAGCACACAACUGUCCAAUGCGGGGAAAUUAGUUUAUGGCAGGCAAUUAAUUAUCACACCGAGCUUGACUACCAGCGCGUUUACAGUAGCGUAGCCUUCUAUAUUAUAGCGGAUUGGAGAUUAAAACUGCGCACUGUGCGCAGCGGUAAUGGAUUGUGAACAUCUACGGAUUUUUAGAGGCGACGGAGUGAUGGCAUUCAGUGGCUGGUGAAUCGUAGUGGCUGGACAGGUGCUUCCUUUCAUGUUCCCUAAACGCAUGGCACACUUCAGGACAGGCUCCGUUAUGUCAUGCCGCAAUUUUAACUGCUGAAAUAAAAAAAAAGAUGCGCGGACGAGAGGAAGAGAGUGUUCUCUGAGUGUGAAACACAAUUUGGAGAAAACCUGGAUGUUGUGGAGGAUACGUUUCGGAAUGGCAUCUACAAUUGAAAGAAAGACACUGGAGUCAAACGAGGAGCCGGUGGACGAGGUGCUGCAGAUGCCUCCGUCGCUGCUGACGUGCGGGGGGUGCCAGCAGAGCAUUGGCGACCGCUUCUUCCUGAAGGCCAUAGAGCAGUACUGGCACGAGGACUGCCUGAGCUGCGACCUGUGCGGCUGCCGUCUGGGGGAGGUGGGCCGCCGCCUCUACUACAAGCUGGGACGCAAGCUGUGUCGCAGAGACUACCUGAGGCUGUUUGGCCAGGACGGGCUGUGUGCAGCUUGCGAUAAGCGGAUCCGAGCCUUCGAGAUGACCAUGCGGGUGCGGGACAAGGUGUACCACCUGGAGUGCUUCAAGUGUGCCGCCUGCCAGAAGCAUUUCUGCGUGGGAGACCGCUACCUGCUCAUCAACUCGGACAUUGUUUGCGAGCAGGACAUUUUCCAGUGGACUAAACUCAACAGUGAUAUGUAGCGAAGAA
Engraulis encrasicolus (European anchovy) is the source of this 1138-nucleotide messenger RNA. RefSeq names its product LIM domain only 2 (rhombotin-like 1) (gene lmo2). Gene Ontology annotation, cellular component: nucleus. Lineage: Eukaryota; Metazoa; Chordata; Actinopteri; Clupeiformes; Engraulidae. Gene Ontology annotation, biological process: positive regulation of transcription by RNA polymerase II. The record is from RefSeq and is a predicted model, not a curated record. The transcript is spliced from 3 exons. Bases 631 to 1131 code for a protein of 166 amino acids. Gene Ontology annotation, molecular function: DNA-binding transcription factor binding; transcription coactivator activity.